Fonsecaea erecta is the source of this 2856-nucleotide messenger RNA. RefSeq lists its product as hypothetical. The transcript is spliced from 2 exons. Gene Ontology annotation, molecular function: protein binding. NCBI's taxonomy places the organism in Eukaryota, Fungi, Ascomycota, Eurotiomycetes, Chaetothyriales, Herpotrichiellaceae. Bases 1 to 2856 code for a protein of 951 amino acids. The record is from RefSeq and is a predicted model, not a curated record.
AUGACUGUACCUAGUCGCGAACUAUGGCUCACUCCUUCGAAGACGCUUGCUACUCAUUCUAAAUUCUACCCUGCGAAGAUCACAGUAUCCCACCACCAACUGCGACACUUCAUCAGUUCGUCGGAGAAAGACCUCGUCUACUAUGUGUCCUGCAAGGAUGUGUUUGUUCUCGACCUCGCAACCCAACAGAACUCGUUGAUCGCAACGAUACCUUUCGAGUCCCGAUGUCUGGCUGCCGACCUGGGCUGGGUCUGCGUGGGCGGAGAACAAAAUGGCGACUGCGCCUUCAUCAAGAUCGAGAAGGACGAACAUGAUCGGCCCACAUGCUUUGGUCACGAUAUGAAUAUUGACAUGUUGGGAGGAGAAAUCGUCAACGCUAUGAGCAUUCACAGCUUCUUGAAUCAUGGCAAGACUCCCGACGAACCAGUGGUCUUGAUCAGUAAUAACGACAAGACGGUCAAGGUCUACUCUCUUGCCCAACGCAAGGUGCUGACGACUCUGGUGCAUCCCGUCCCAAUGAACUUUUCAGCCUUGUCGCCCGACUCUACGAUCCUCGCUGCGGUUGGGGACUCCGACCGUGUAUACUUCUACAGACGACACCUGGAGAAAGCCCCCGCCACUGGUGAUUCUUCCAGCAGGUACGCCCAAUAUCUCUGGCGGAUGUUCGCAAAUCCCACGGUACCGACGGGUGACCCCGUCUAUGAUGACCACAGCUUUGCAGUGACUUUCUCCCCUUCUGGUUAUCUGUGCGCCGCUUCCUCCCAAGGUGGAUCCAUCUCGGUCUUCGACAUGCAACAUCUUCUGAGCAGCAACGAGCCCGGUGAAUCGUCCAUUAUAUGCACCUUCAGGUCGUCCCGGCAAGCUUUGUUUGGAUGCGUCAGGUCCAUGACCUUUUCUCCAGCACCGUGGGAUCUCUUGGUCUGGGCAGAGGACCAUGGCAGGAUAGGUAUCGCGGACGUGAGACAAUCGUGUGUCCGACGGCAAAUAUUAGACCUCGAUCGUCAGAAAACAGAGGAAGUCAAGCUCGAAGAUGGAACUCCUGUCGCGUUUCGCAACAUUGGUCACAAGGAACGGUUGACGCAGCAGCGUCUCGCGCGGCUACGAGCGAUGCGCAACCUGUCUUCUAGAGGAUUAGACAACGAGCUCGGCGCUGAUGAUCUUCUGAACGAGUCUGUGCAGAGGCAUCGUCGUCGCGACCUGGUCAACUAUGAGGGCUUGGAUCUGGACGCGCGAGAAAGAUCAGUUGUCGAAGCGCUCGACCGGCUAAUGGACAACAUGGAUACGCCACCGCCAAGUCACCCAACAACCAACAGCUCGACUGCUAGCCCAGCUUGGAUUGCUGGGAGACUGACAAAUGAUGGUAGUAGUCGCUCUGUUGGGCCUCGCCAUCAUGAACCGAGGAGGAGAUCAUCUGUGAUCCUAUCCGAGCCCAACGGAAGUCGAUAUCUCGAUCUCAACCCGAGCCACCGUCUUAGGCUAUCUGCAUCCCCGGCACGCAUUGGCGACGAUGAAGACCCAGCAGCCACGUCGACAAAUACCUCAAUUCCAGCACCUGGGUCUGAGUCCCAGCCGGGACCCUCUACCAUUCUGCCAAAUGCCCGGAGUGCGAUUCCAACGGCACCUGGGUCGGACUCCAGUCAUCCCAGUCAAACGCUGCUGACUCGGGUCGAAGCCGCCUUGGACGCGGAACGGCAACUGGGAAACCAGCUGGAGCGUCAACUCGCCGAUGAGAGACAGUUGUCACUCCUGCUUCGGCGGCAGCUGGAUACACAGCAGCGUCUACUCUCCGAGAACUCCUACCAACUGGAGCGUCUUCGUGCGGUAGCAAGGGAGUCACACGGCCAGAUUGCAGCUUCAUUGGAACGGAUCGUCCAGCGACAGCUGACGUACGAGCAAGAAUACCUACAACAACGGUCACGGGAAUUGCAGAGCCAAUUGAGAGUUGGCACGGAGUACUUUCGACGGUUGGAAACCGAGCGCGACCGGCUCUUGGGUGGGGUUUCGGGCGGCAGCGACGUGAACACUGUCCAUGCUUCCGAUAUGAGCUCGGCUCGGACUACGACGCUGCCCACCACCAAUCUCAGUUCUUCUGGUCAGUCCGACAGCGUUCCCAGCAUCCUCGCGAUUCAUUCCGAGUCCAGCCGUGAGAGACUAGCACAUGUCGAGAACUUGGAACGACAAGUACGCAGAGCAGAAUCGCGAGUCGCACAAGCCGUCCUCGACACCCAAGCCCUGGAAAACGUCAUUCUGCACAACUUUGAUACCGAAUUUGCGGCCAUGCAAAGAACUCUGAGUGCGGCCGAAGCUCGUUUGGCAUCCAUCGGAAGCAGGCUCGACGCCGAUUCCAACGCUCAUGAGGCGGCGGCGGCGGCGGCAAGCAACACUGCUGGUACUGGUUCCCCUCCAAGAGAGCGCUUACUUAUUGUUCCUCCCUCCGCAGCAAUCACUGCUGCCCUCCGCCGUGUAUCUUCCGGUCCGCCAGCUCAGCGUGCUGGUGCCGGCAGUGGGAACGAGGCCGGACGUGUCGAUGUGACCAGAUCUGGCGCCGGCCGCAUCGAUGCGGAGACGCGGGUGGCGAGUAUCAUGUUCUUGAGUAACCUGUCCGGAAACCGUUCACUCGACGCCAACGGGAACUGGAUGCCUGUGGCGGCUGGAUCUCGGUUGCAGCGCGUGAUGGGUCCUGGUGGAAGGUCGACGGUUGCCGCAGGAGUGGCAGGCCAGGUCGAGCUCGGCACAACGGGAAUCGCGUUCAGCCCAGACGGGCAAUUCCUGUACGCCGGCUCUGAAGAAGGAAUCUUUGAAUUCAAGGUCAACCUCCGCGACCGCAUGGCUUUCCCGUCCUUCGAGGUCAGGUGA